Molecule: messenger RNA, 1226 nt
Organism: Cucurbita maxima (winter squash)
Lineage: Eukaryota; Viridiplantae; Streptophyta; Magnoliopsida; Cucurbitales; Cucurbitaceae
Product: NAC domain-containing protein 100
Exons: 3
Coding region: 112-1041 (309 amino acids)
Biological process (GO): regulation of DNA-templated transcription
Molecular function (GO): DNA binding
Source: RefSeq, a predicted model, not a curated record
UCUUCAGAAUUAUCAUCUCACCCAUUUAUAACCCCAUCUCGCUUCGAGUUUCAAAGCUUCUUCUUCUUCUUAAAAACCCGACGACACGAAAAGAAUCGAUAGCGUUCUUCAAUGGAUGAUAAUCUCCCUCCUGGAUUCAGAUUCCACCCUACUGAUGAAGAACUCAUUUCUUAUUACCUCACUCAAAAGAUUUCUGAUUCUUCUUUUACCUCUAAAGUAAUUGCGGUCGUCGAUCUCAACAAGAACGAGCCUUGGGAUCUCCCAGCCAAAGCUUCGAUGGGAGAGAAAGAAUGGUACUUUUUCAGCUUGAGAGAUCGAAAGUAUCCAACAGGGCUUCGAACAAAUCGAGCCACAGAAGCUGGCUAUUGGAAGACAACAGGAAAGGACAAGGAAAUCUUUGGAGGUGGUGCGUUGGUUGGAAUGAAAAAAACCCUUGUCUUUUACCAGGGAAGAGCCCCUAGAGGCGAGAAAAGUAAUUGGGUUAUGCACGAAUACCGCCUCGAAAACAACCAUUUUUUCAAGCCUUCCAAGGAAGAAUGGGUAGUUUGCAGGGUGUUUCAGAAGCAAAAUCCACCAAAAAAGCCACAGCAAUCAUCGUCCUCUCAGCCUUGUCCUUCAUCUCCAUGUGAUACAAACUCAAUUGUGAAUGAAUUUGGAGAUAUUGAAUUAUCAAAUUUCAAUGGGUCGUCUUGUAAUUUCACCAAUAAUGUUUCAGCUCAAGCAUAUGAAACCAACAACAUGAACAUGAACAUGAAUUGGGGUGCACCAAUGAAUGACCAAACAGCUUCAAUUAGCACUCUUCCUUCACUUUCAUCAUGGCCACCUAAUCCCAAUCUUCUAACUUCAAAUCUUUCAAUGAAUUCCCUUCUUCUCAAGGCAUUGCAACUUAGAACCAUGAACCAUUCUCAAUUUGGAACUAACCAUUUGAGCUUCCAAGCUUCUUCUUCUUCUUCCAAAGUUUUCGAGUCUCCGCAGCAGCAGCAGCAGCAGCAGCAGCAGCAACAACAGGAGCAACCAUUGAACUUGGACUCCCUCUGGUGAAAAUGCCACGCUAAUUAACGCUCUUUGUAAUAUGUGAGAUCAAUAAGGGAAGUUUAGGUAUAUGUAAUUUGAAUGUGAAGUUUUAGGGUUUCGUUGAAAAUGUUGUAUGUUGAUGUUGAUGUUGAACCAAAAUCCAUUUCAGUGUUAAGGGUUUGGGGAGAAACCCCAAGUCCUUUUGUUUCAAA